Nanorana parkeri is the source of this 1708-nucleotide messenger RNA. RefSeq names its product vasopressin V1a receptor-like. The record is from RefSeq and is a predicted model, not a curated record. Gene Ontology annotation, cellular component: membrane. Gene Ontology annotation, biological process: G protein-coupled receptor signaling pathway; positive regulation of vasoconstriction; regulation of systemic arterial blood pressure by vasopressin. Lineage: Eukaryota; Metazoa; Chordata; Amphibia; Anura; Dicroglossidae. The transcript is spliced from 2 exons. Gene Ontology annotation, molecular function: vasopressin receptor activity; peptide binding. The coding region runs from base 86 to 1354 and encodes 422 amino acids.
CCUUCCUGAAGACAAGGCAAAGGGAGAACAGUCAUCUGUUGACUACAGCUGGACUAGAUCAGCGCUGAGCUCCUAAAGCAGCACUAUGGGCGUCUCUAUACUGGGAUACUACGGGCAAGAAUUCAAUUUGGGCAAUGGCAGCACUUUAGACAAUGCCCCCAGUGAGGUCCCCUCUCUGUUCCUCACUGUCUCCCCUAAUAACAGCAGCAGCAGCUUCCUCACCAAGUCUGUGAACAGCUCAGACCUCCUGACCAGGGAUGAGGAGCUGGCUAAGAUAGAGAUAGCUGUGCUUGCUGUCAUCUUUGUGGCUGCUGUCUUGGGCAAUUGCAGCGUCUUGCUGGGGCUCUACAAGUCCAAGAAGAAAAUGUCCAGGAUGCAUUUGUUCAUAAAGCACCUGAGCCUGGCUGAUCUGGUGGUGGCUUUUUUCCAGGUGCUUCCACAGCUCUGCUGGAAGAUCACUUACCGCUUCUAUGGUCCAGACUUUUUGUGCCGGAUAAUAAAGCAUCUCCAAGUGUUUGGGAUGUUUGCCUCAGCCUACAUGCUCGUUGUAAUGACUGCUGAUCGCUAUAUAGCUAUUUGUCAUCCUCUGAAGACUCUCCACCAGCCUACAAAGAGGUCCUACCUGAUGAUCGGCAGUGCCUGGACCAUCAGUUUCAUCCUUAGCACACCUCAGUAUGGGAUCUUCCACCUGAAGGACCUAGGGGACGGGGUGUAUGACUGCUGGGCUGACUUCAUCAGCAGCAAAGGAAUAAAGGCUUAUAUCACAUGGAUUACUAUAAGUAUCUUCGUGGUGCCCGUCAUCAUCCUGCUGACCUGCUAUGGUUUUAUUUGCUACAAUAUCUGGAGGAACAUUAAGUGCAAGACCAAGAAAGAUGAGUCCAUUGGCAAGAGGAGCAAUGGAUUACUUUCCACGUCUGUCAGCAGCGUGAAGACCAUCUCUAGAGCCAAGAUCAGGACAGUGAAGAUGACUUUCGUGAUUGUUACAGCCUAUAUCAUCUGCUGGACCCCAUACUUCACCAUCCAGAUGUGGUCAGUCUUUGCGGAUAACACCAACUGGAUAGAGAAUGAAAACACUGCAGUGGCCGUGUCCGCCUUGUUAGCAAGCCUGAACAGCUGCUGCAAUCCUUGGAUAUACAUGUUUUUCAGUGGACACCUACUUCAAGAUUUCGUCUUCAGUGUUCUUUGCUGCAACAGGUUCAAGCACACCCUGAACAAAGAGGAUUCUGACAGCAGUACAAGGAGACAGACUUCUUUUACCAGGGUCCAAACAAGAAGUCCAACCCACAGUACUGACACCUGGAAAGAGUCUCCCAAAUCAUCCCGAUCCAUUAAAUUCCUGCCCUUGCAAACCUGAAAACGGCAGCUGCCUUCAAUGUACAGUUAGCCUCAAAGCUCUUGACUCAAUACACUUUAAAGGUGUAUGUUGUAAAUAUGCAGCACAUGGUGAACAACAUGAAUAUCAACAAGAAAACAGUAUAUUUUAAGUAAUAUCUAGUAUAAUGUAUAAUGUGCUGUGGCUAAGAUUAUGUGUGCACACCUCAAAUAAGCAUGCUAUGUGUUCAGCAGCUAUACAUUCAGAAACCAAACACAGCUACGUUUCAAUGUUACUACACUGUACAUAAACAAUGAUGUGAGAAGUAAGUAACGUCAUAGUAUAGUAAUAUGUUGUAUACUAGGAAUGCACAGAGUUCUUUAUAUUGCACAUACU